Molecule: messenger RNA, 4636 nt
Organism: Brienomyrus brachyistius
Lineage: Eukaryota; Metazoa; Chordata; Actinopteri; Osteoglossiformes; Mormyridae
Gene: fbxo31
Product: F-box protein 31
Exons: 10
Coding region: 146-1876 (576 amino acids)
Molecular function (GO): protein binding
Source: RefSeq, a predicted model, not a curated record
CCUCCCUGUAUGACCUGACGUACGCGGAUAACGGCUGCGCCUCGGGUCUACACCCGGGCACGGAAAGGGCAAGAGCUAUAAUCGGGGCUGUAGUCGUACUUAAAGCGGUUGCAAUGAUGUAAUAUUGCCCCUUUGAUGACUACGGAUGGCGGCGUGUGCCAGGCUCUGCGGAGUGGGACAGUCGCGGAGGUGCAGGCGGCGACAGCGGCACAGUCAGCAGGAUCAGGACAGCGAUUCUGAUAUGGACGAAGAAGAAGAAGAACGGAUCGUGUGCAGUACACAGGCGGAGGCUGCCGCUAGCCCUCCGGACACACGGCUCUCCGCAUCGGGGCCUGCUGCUGCUGUAGGUGACUUGGGCACCGUCUUCACCGGUGCGGACGCCGACAGACCCCGCGUUGGUAGCAGCGGCUCCGGCCGGCAGCCUAAUUCGCAGUCCUUGGUGGAGCUUCCGCCUGAGCUUCUUGUGGAGAUCUUCGGCUUGCUCCCCGGCACGGCGUUGCCCAACUUGGCACUAGUUUGCAAGAAAUUCAGACAGAUCCUUAAUACUGAAACUAUCUGGAGACGGCGAUGCAUGGAAGAAUUUGGCUUGAAGGGGGACCCGUGCAUGAUGGAGCAAGUGGGCGUGUCCAGUUGGGAGCUGUACACUAGACGUGUCCAACCGUCAGUGGCAUCCAGACGCUAUGUUAAAGUGCUUCCCGAUUGCGAGCGAGCAGACUAUCGGAAAUUAUACUCGCGCAUUCUGCACCCGUACAGACACGUCCUGGGCCUUUGGCAGCCAGACAUCGGCCCCUAUGGGGGGCUUCUCAACGUGGUGGUGGACGGCCUGUUCAUCAUCGGCUGGAUGUACCUGCCCCCGCACGACCCCCGCGUGGAGGACCCCAUGCGGCGACGCCCACUCUUCCGCAUCCGCAUGCUGGGGGAGGACAAGGCGGCCGUAGAGUGCAUGUAUGGACACCGAGGCCCUCACAGGGGAGACAUACAGACAGUGAAGAAGGAUGAGUUCUCCACCAAGUGCAACCAGACAGACCAUCAUCGCAUGCCGGGGGGGCGCCAGGAGGAGUUUCGCACUUGGCUGGAGGAGGAGUGGGGGCGGACACUGGAGGACAUCUUCCAUGAGCACAUGCAGGAGCUCAUCCUCAUGAAGUUCAUCUACACCAGCCAAUACGACAACUGCCUAACGUACCGGCGAAUCUACCUCCCGCCGCGGCAGCCCAGUGAUCUCCUGCAGCCUGGCCUCUUCAAGGGCACCUACGGCAGCCACGGCCUGGAGAUUGUCAUGCUCAGCUUCCACGGCCCAUGGGCCCGGGGAACCAAGCUCACUGGUGACCCCAAUGUGCCAGCUGGCCAGCUGACGCUAGAUGUGGACUUGAGCCGUCCGGUGCACCUUCCCGACCUGGAGUCCCAGUGGAGCAUGGAUGAACUGUCCCGGCUGGUGUUGGCAGUCCACGAGCAGGUGCUGCAUGAUUCUCCCUCUGACCCGUCCAGCCUGGAUGUGGAACUUGGGGCCGGUGGCAAAGAAGAGCAGAUGUCAGGUGCCUCAGCUCAGGGGUCAGAGGUCCCACCGGCCGGCGCGCCCCAAGAACGACAGAACUUCGUGCUGCCGCUUGGAGUCAUGGCCCGUAAUGAAGUGUACCCUCGAACCUGCAAGAUUUGUUUCUACGGCACAGGCCUGAUCGCAGGACAUGGCUUUACAAGUCCAGAGCGCACACCCGGCCUGUUCGUCCUGUUUGAUGAUGAUCGCUUCGGCUUCAUCUGGCUGGAGCUGAAGUCGUUCAGCCUCUACAGCCGCCUGACGGACAGCCUCCCUUACGCGCAGGCCCCUUCCAUGGAACGCUUCGAAGACAUGCUGCGCAGCAUGCAGUCCUGGACUUCCUGACCUCUGGCUAUAUCCCUUCACCACAUCCAAAGCAUGCAGACUCAUAGCUCCAUGAAAGCAUGCAGACCCUCACUCAUACCUGUCACCUCCCUUACAAUAAGAAGACAUCCGCUCAUUCAUCUCACAUGCCAGAGAAAAUGCAGACCAUUACUCAAUACCUGUUACCUCCCUGACAGUUUGAAGACUUCCGCUCAUGCAUAUCACCUCUAUAACAACAUGCACACCUCAGUGCAUACAGGUCUCCUCCAUAACAUCAUGUGGACUUCAGUGCAUACAGGUCUCCUCCAUAACAUCAUACAGACCUUGGUGCAUACAGGUCUCCUCCAUAACAUCAUGCAGACCUCAGUGCAUACAGGUCUCCUCCAUAACAUCAUGCACACCUCAGUGCAUACAGGUCUCCUUCAUAACAUCAUGUGGACUUCAGUGCAUACAGGUCUCCUCCAUAACAUCAUGUGGACUUCAGUGCAUACAGGUCUUCUCCAUAACAUCAUGCAGACCUUGGUUCAUGCAGGUCUCCUCCAUAACAUCAUGCAGACCUCAGUGCAUACAGGUCUCCUCCAUAACAUCAUGCAGACCUUGGUUCAUACAGGUCUCCUCCAAAACAUCAUGUGGACUUCAGUGCAUACAGGUCUCCUCCAUAACGUCAUGCAGACCUUGGUUCAUACAGGUCUCCUCCAUAACAUCAUGCAGACCUCAGUGCAUACAGGUCUCCUCCAUAACAUCAUGCAGACCUCGGUGCAUACAGGUCUCCUCCAUAACAUCAUGCAGACCUCGGUGCAUACAGGUCUCCUCCAUAACAUCAUGCAGACCUCGGUGCAUACAGGUCUCCUCCAUAACAUCAUGCAGACCUCGGUGCAUACAGGUCUCCUCCAUAAUAUGCAGACCUUCGUGCAUACAGGUCUCCUCCAUAACAUCAUGCAGACCUCAGUGCAUACAGGUCUCCUUCAUAACAUCAUGCAGACCUCGGUCCAUACAGGUCUCCUUCAUAACAUCAUGCAGACCUCAGUGCAUACAGGUCUCCUUCAUAACAUCAUGCAGACCUCGGUCCAUACAGGUCUCCUUCAUAACAUCAUGCAGACCUCAGUGCAUACAGGUCUCCUUCAUAACAUCAUGCAGACCUCAGUGCAUACAGGUCUCCUUCAUAACAUCAUGCAGACCUCAGUGCAUACAGGUCUCCUUCAUAACAUCAUGCAGGCCUCUGCUCAUUCAGGUCUCUUUCAUUUCCAUCAUGCAGACCUCUGCUCAUACGUUCCCUCUUUGAUAGCAUAUGUACCCACACACGUUUAUGUGGUCUGGACUGCUGUCCAAACCACAUUACCUCCAAAAGAGUAAAAAUGUCCAGCAAGAUUCUUUUAUUGCUUCCCUGCAAGUAUUUUAACAGUAAAUUGCCAAAAUCCCGGCAAAGAAUUCAAUGGCAUGUACCUCAAAUUUUUAACCAAGAUGUAUAAUUUGACCGUACUCCAGGAGUGAUAAGCUGAUAUUAUAAUGCUAUAACUAUAUCACUUAUACCAGUCUGCAAGUGCAGAAUUUCUAAUGUGCACCCAUAAACCAAUGGAUCUGAUGCGACUGUGAGCAAAUGAAGAGAUGAGGUGGUCUGCAAAUGGCCAUGUGCCCCCAUGAUUUUACUAACAACAUCAGUAACCGACGAGAGGGUGCCUGUUAAAAUUGGAUCGACGGAUAAACAGGCUUCCUUUCCGACUUCCUUCUCAGAAUUUUUUUAUCCUCUUCUUGGGAUUGACUUUUAAUUUACCGUUGCCAUUUUUUGCGACCCCCUUUGUUCUGAAAGCCUUACAUGCAGCUGUGCUCCAUCAGGCCAGGCGGAAGUGAACUCUCUGCUAAAGCAGCACUGUUUCUCUGCCAGAGAUUGGGAUCCUCUGUCCUCAGGUUCAGCAUCCUGUGAACUGACCCCCCCUCCUCGUUGCUCCUGUUCGUUGGACGGCCAAAGCUCCUCUCUAGCGGGGCUCUAGGACUCCGCUGUGAUCCCCGUGCAAACUGGCUUUAUAGAAAGCUUUGUCCUGCCCUGUAGCCAGCAUGGAGCUCGGGGCUAGUGAGGUCUGCAGCAGAUGCAGUCUGUGGGCUGGUCCUCUUUCUAAGUGCUGGCAGUCUGCUUUCAGCACUCCCUGCAUCUACCCCGGACACUGCAUCACAUCCCCGUUAGACAGAAGCACCGAAUUACAGUGUUAAUGACAGUGUUAAUGAGCGCAACAUGGGACAAAUCGGGCCUGCAGUGGAACACUAGCAAUGUGCCGAUUGUGCUUUUUAGGGGGGUAAAAACGCCAGCGGGGCAAAUGAAGCUUAUUUACUGACUUAUUAGGCGAGGUGUGUGUGGUGAUGCGUAGCUCAUGUGGUCAGGCCUCUGCUUUUUAGUUCUUCCGUCUCUAAGUGCACUUUUUACGUGGGGCACUGAAUGUCUCAUCAGAAUAACUCAAUUUAAUGGAUUAACCUUUUGUAUUUCGUCAAAUUAAGCAUGCAAAUGCUUAACAUUUAACAUUUACAAAACAAGACUUGGCAUGAAAAGCAAAUACAAUAAGACGAAUAUAUUGGUCCUAAAAGAUUCAUGUAACAACAUGUGAGCUCCAUUUUAAUCCGGCUUUGCUCAUUAUAUCUUUAUAAUCACUGUGCUUUUGCUGGAGGGUCACAAACUCCCACGUCACUCUUUUUCCAUCGUGUGUCUUUUUUAUUGUUAAACCCCUCCCUCUAGAUUUCAGGGACAUUAAAGCUUUACUUUUCUGUUCUCAAUAAAAAGCAGAAAUGCAACAA